AUGCGUUUGUCUACGGGUUUUUUGUUGCCGAUGGCAGCUUCAGCUGCUGUAGUCGUGGGUGCAGCAACUACUACAGCCACCUCUAUGCCGUCUGUUACUUUGGACUAUUCGACCAUUGUUGCCACCGCUGGCAGUGAAUCGAUCGGAUAUUACAAGUAUCAAAAUAUUCGCUACGCUGCUGUGCCGAUUGGAGAUCUUCGUUUCGCAAAACCACAAUGGCCUCCUGUCGAGACAAUUGUGAACAAUGGUACUUUGGCUCCAGAAAAUGUCGACUGCGCAACCUAUGAGGAUUGUCUUUACCUCGAUGUCUGGGCACCUGCUAAUAGUGCGAAUAAAAGUCUCCCUGUUGUGGUAUGGUCUCAUGGUGGUAGAUUUAUCUUUGGAAGUAAGACUGCAGUAACUCCUGAAGCUCUCUUCGCUUUGAGCAAGGACUUCAUUUUUGUUGCUUAUAACUAUAGACUGGGAAUGACAGGUCUUGCUACUGGUCCAACUCUUAAUCACCAAGGUGGAACCUCAAAUGCAUUAGUUUGGGAUUCUGCUCAUGCCUUUGAUUGGGUCAAAAGGUAUAUCAGCCAUUGGGGUGGUAAUCCAGAAGAAAUAGUGGCCGUUGGAUUUUCUGCCGGUGCUUCACAAGAUCUUUUCCAGAUUACGGUACCAAACUAAUUCCAUCCAAGCCGGUAUGUGAAUCAUUCACUGACAAUUUGUUUUUAGAAAUUCGCAGGUCGUGCUGAGCAGACUUUCGCUCGUGCAUACCUUAUGUCCCCUGGAUAUAUACCUGGAGCGGGAAAUCAGCACUCCGAGGCAUUCUGGCAGAAUGUAUCAACGGCUGUUGGAUGUACAGGUGGCAGCUUGACAUGCAUGCGCUCUGUGAAUUUUGCCAACCUUUCUACCGCGGCUAAUAACAUGGUCUCUAAAUAUACAUACCAAUUUCAACCUCGCGUCGAUGGUGACUUCAUUGCCGGCACAUGUAUGUCAUUAUUUCCACAUCGUCUCAGUCAUCACUAACCCAAACCAACAGAUGAAUCUCAGCUUUAUCAAAAUCGCUUCAAUUUCACGGGUCCACUUGUCAUAACACAUGAACUUCACGAAAGCAACCAAAAAUUACCUGCUGGCGUGAACAGCAGCUCGGAUAUUGGUCCUCAGCUCCAACUUUAUUUUCCUUCAAUUACAGAUGAUAUCAUCAAUGAGAUUGAGGACCUAUAUCCUUCAACGGACUAUCAGAGCGAAGGACUUCGGUUUGCAGAUAUAGAACAAGACCUUGACUUAGUUGCCCACGACUACGCCUUGACUGAAGCUCUUAAAAACCAGACCUGGAAUGCCAUGGUAGCCCUUGGUGUAGCCUCUCACGGCAUGGAUCAAAAUUAUUACUGGUACAGCAACUUUACCCUCGUUAAAACCAAUGCCACAAGUACCACCAAUACAACUACUGCUGCGGGUGCAGGUAUUGUCACGACUACAGAUAUUGAUUUCAGUGUUGCGCUUAAGAUGCAGAAAUACUUGGUUUCAUUCAUCUUGACCGGAAAUCCAAAUACCAUGUGGCCAGAGGAUAAAUUAUAUUGGCCAAUGCAUGGAGGAAACUCGUCUUCGGUCGGUAGGGAGUUGGUCUUUAAUGAUACGAUGUAUAUUCAGGAUGAUAUCUUGGCCAAUGAUAGAAGCUUGUUUUGGAAUAAGGCGCUUUGGUAUUAA
This is a messenger RNA of Sclerotinia trifoliorum, 1686 nucleotides long. The record is from the annotation of a GenBank genome assembly. Lineage: Eukaryota; Fungi; Ascomycota; Leotiomycetes; Helotiales; Sclerotiniaceae.